AUGACAUGUUUUUCAUUAGUCGUAUCGUUUUGUUUAUUACAACAAACAAUUUUUUCCUCCGCUCAUGUUGAUUCUCCUCAUAGAAAGAUUCCAAUUCACAUCAACAUUAAUCAUACUCCCCCAGAGAAGGUUCUAGUUACUCCGUACGGUGUAUCUAUUGAAGGAAUAUACAUUAACAUUACCCCAGAGUUUGAGGACAGAUACAAAAUUGGAGUGGUAAAGGACGAUAACAUACUGCUCUCUGAUGACAGAGAGAAUAUUGUAGCUAAACAGAUCUUCUCCAUUAUCCAUAAUGAUGGUUCAAAAUUCGUUGAACUUGAUAUUACGUCUAUCACAGAUUCAGGAGAAGUAGAAAAGAAUAUCGAAGAGUAUAUAAGGCCAUCAGGAGGCUUAGCAUAUAUUGCAGUUGUUAGAAACCCAAUAGAAGUUGAUAUAGCUCAGGUAGAAUUGAAUCAACAUGUCCAGGUAGUUGUUUCUGGUGAACAGAAGAAGGUGUUCAUAAAGGACGUAUUUAAGACAACACUAUUCAUUGGGAUAAUAAAAUAUGAAAGUCUGAUACUGGACAAUGACACACAAGGAGUGCUUUACAAGUAUAUUGUGGUGGAAGUAGAGAAUGGUCCAACAAUUAAAGUAAUAUCAUACUUUAGAAACGGAAGUAGCAAGUUUAGAAUAUAUGUUAUUGAAAAAAAACCUGGGCGGAUUUCUUCAAGAAUAAUAAAGAAUGAGACAGCAGAUGUAAUAUGA
This is a messenger RNA of Theileria equi strain WA, 744 nucleotides long. RefSeq names its product signal peptide-containing protein. The coding region runs from base 1 to 744 and encodes 247 amino acids. The record is from RefSeq and is a predicted model, not a curated record. Lineage: Eukaryota; Apicomplexa; Aconoidasida; Piroplasmida; Theileriidae. The transcript has a single exon.